AUGCGUCCGAUUCUGCUGGUGACUGGCGCAAACACUGGCGUUGGGCAGGGUAUAUGUGAGCGCAUUCUUGUGCAGCUUUCAACUCCAACGCCUUCGGACAGCAAAGAACUACAAGGCGAUAAUAGCGGCGAAGUUGGCACGCCUUUUCAUGCGGCCGAAGGAUGUACGUUGAUUCUUGCAUGCCGAAACGUGGCCAAAGCCAAAAAAGCCGCGGCAGAUCUUGAGCGCCUACUUGUGCAUCUUCAUGAUAUAGAGGACGAAGCGCUUUUGCGCCAUGAUAUUCCGAGCAAGUGGUUGCGUAGCAACUUGGUGGCCACGAACCGUGAGCAACUGCGUCCACGCACGCUCGACUUGGAUCGCAAAGCGCCGGUUACUGUACGUGACGCUGUGGCGCGCACAAAAUACCGCCAAUCGUUUUGCCGCAACACCAAGAUUGAUAUCCUCCCGCUUGAUCUUGCGAGUGUGGAGAAUUCGUAUGCCUGUGCAGAUGCAAUCAAAGCCAAGUACCCUUACCUUACCCAUAUGAUCCUCAAUGCUGGCGGUGCAUCGUGGGCAGGCAUUAAUUGGCCACUUGCCAUCUUUCAAAUGCUCACGAAUUUACACUGCGCGCUUACGCGCCCAUCGUACAAGCUGCAAAACGUCGGCGAGAAGAGCAAGGAUGGGUAUGGCUGGGUGUGGCAAACCAACACCGGAAUGCAUUACCUGCUAGUGCAUGAGCUCUUGGAAUUGAUGCGUACUUCGCCGUACAAUGUUCCAUCUCGAAUAAUAUGGACAGGCUCGCUCGAGGCGAAUAUGGGGGACUAUUACCCAUCCGAUUUCCAGUGCUUGGACAAGACUGUGUCGCCGCACCCGUACGAGUCCACCAAGUACCAAUGCGAGCUGGCAGCGCUAGGGAUGGAUCGUGCGCUUCGAAAGAAGGGAUAUGCGGUGCGUGCUUACACGGCACAUCCUGGUAUUGUCGCGAGCAGCAUCUUUAGCGGGGUGAUUCCUGGGCUCAUGCUUAUGCUUAUGAAGGUCGCGUUUUACGUAGCGCGGUGGACAUUCUCGCGAGAGCAUCCGAUCGAUCCUUACAGGGGCGCCAUUGCUGCAAGCUACGUUGCUAUUGCACCGGAAGAGGGGCUAGAUAGUACCGUGCGGUACGGAGCGCGAUGUACGUUUCUUGGCAAGGAGUACGUGUAUGCUGGUCGUGUCGAUGGGUGGACCGAAGCGCCUCCUGAUACGUUUGGGUUCCCGGAAAACAAAGUCAUGUUGUUGGCGCAAGAUAUGCUUGAGCGAUUUGAUGCAUUGCUGGUACGGCCGCCAGCGAGCGCAUCGUGGGAUUGA
This is a messenger RNA of Malassezia vespertilionis, 1323 nucleotides long. It is a transcript of the gene ERG27, whose product is annotated as 3beta-hydroxysteroid 3-dehydrogenase. Gene Ontology annotation, cellular component: mitochondrial outer membrane; endoplasmic reticulum membrane; lipid droplet. The transcript has a single exon. Gene Ontology annotation, molecular function: 3-beta-hydroxysteroid 3-dehydrogenase (NADP+) activity. Lineage: Eukaryota; Fungi; Basidiomycota; Malasseziomycetes; Malasseziales; Malasseziaceae. The record is from RefSeq and is a predicted model, not a curated record. The coding region runs from base 1 to 1323 and encodes 440 amino acids.